ACGUCACUGGUCGAUGAAAAUAAAAUGGCCGUCGAGUCGAUCGCCGUAAAUAUGUUGAGUUAUUUAUCAAAUCGUUCGUUUUUAUCGUUACUACAAUGCGUACAUUGUCAGAAAUGAGUAUUAAAAAAGUGUACUUUAAUAAAGACUUUGUGUGUGUCUCAUUAGUGUCGUGAAUUAUGUAAGAACGAAGAGAAAUAGUCGUUUGUUGUAUCUAUCGGGCAGCUAUACAAAUGCAUGAAAAUGGGACUCUCUCAUUUGUUGUUGUUUAUAGCGCUAAUCCGUUUGAUAUGUUUUUCAAUAAAAGCGGAAAGCAUCGAAUGCCCACACAAAUGUGAUUGCCUGGAGCAGUACGUUGAUUGUUCUAAGAAGAAUUUCGUAUCUGUGCCAAAAAUUCCUAAGUGGGUGGAACAAUUGGAUCUCAGUUACAAUAGAUUGAAUGAAAACGUAACGGAAGCUUUCGACAAACUACUCAAUUUACAAGAACUUAAAUUGGACAAGAACAACUUCAAUUUUAUACCAAACCUGCUACAUCAUGAACAAAUACAGGAAUUGAGCUUGAAUAGAAACAAUAUUGGAUCAAUAGACCCUGGAUACGGUCAACCUGGUUACGGCGGAGUACCAGCAGGCUACGGGCAGCCUGGUUACGGUGCACCAGCUGGUUAUGGCCAGCCCGGACAAGGCGGUCCACCGGCUGGAUAUGGCCAGCCCGGGGCGCCUCCACAAGGACUGGAAAUGGGGCAUGGGCCAUAUCCAUCAAUUGGAUCGGGAGGCGGAGUCAACCCUCAAGUACAACAAUGGUUUCGUGCAGUUGACAAAGACCAGUCUGGAUUUAUUACUGCGGCUGAACUCAAGGCUGCAUUAGUCAAUGCACAAGGGCAAACCUUUUCUGAAACUGCUUGCAAUUUGAUGUUGGGCAUGUUUGACAAGGAUCGAACUGGGCACAUAAAUGUCGAAGAAUUUGAAAAGCUCUACACUUACAUUAAUCAAUGGCUUGCCGUAUUCAAAACAUACGAUACUGAUCAAUCGGGUAAUAUUGAGGAGAAAGAGCUUACUAACGCAUUGGCCCAGAUGGGUUUCAGAUUCACUCCGGACUUCAUCAGCUUCUUAGUAAAAAGAAGCGACCCCAAGGAAGGCAAAGUUUCAGUAGACAGCUUCAUUGUGUUGUGUGUACAAAUUCAACGUUUUACUGAAGCUUUUAGAGCACGCGACACCCAGCAAAAUGGGACAGUUACGAUUGGAUUUGAAGAUUUCCUCAAUGUAGCGCUAAGUUGCUCUAUCUGAAAAACCAACGCCUGCACGGAGUUCGGCAAUUCUUCAAUUCUGUUCCUUAAAUGGAAGAGAAAAGCAUUUUAUAUAUUCCACCUUUAUUUUUAAUUUGCCACUAUCUCAUAAAUAUAUCUUUAAGUACAAAUAACUCGAUUAUUAGAAAAUGAAUGUUUUCGUGCGCUCGUGGCUUCAUUUAUAAAAAUCGCAUGACAUAAACUAGGUUUAAAAAUAUUAAAAGCUUAUCGCAAUCUAUGUGUGUUGCUACUGCAGUGGCAUCAAAAGCGCAAUCUGAGAUAUUUGCAAUCACAAAAACAUUUCACAAUAUCAGAGAUAAGCUUUAGUUUUGCAAAAAUAUAAAGUCAUCAAACCAA
Messenger RNA from Trichoplusia ni (cabbage looper), 1637 nucleotides. RefSeq names its product peflin (gene Pef). Gene Ontology annotation, biological process: COPII vesicle coat assembly. The record is from RefSeq and is a predicted model, not a curated record. Gene Ontology annotation, molecular function: calcium ion binding; protein binding. The coding region runs from base 235 to 1281 and encodes 348 amino acids. The transcript has 4 exons. Lineage: Eukaryota; Metazoa; Arthropoda; Insecta; Lepidoptera; Noctuidae.